AUGGCUUCGAUGUACAGUCCCGCGCAGCUGAUGGCGGCGGCCGGAGUCCAACCAAGCCAGCCAGGCUAUCCUAGCAGAGUCAUUCUCUCCGAAACAGGUCCUGCAGCACAUCGGACACUCCUGGCUGGAAGCCCACCUCUGGGCCACAUCGCACAGAGCCAGAGCCUGCUUCGGUCUCAGAAGUUUCAGCCCUACAGCACUCAACCUGGUCCGAUCGCGCACAGCAGCCCUCGGACAGUGUGGCCUGCCACUGGCAAUGUCGUUCAAGGCUUCAGCCGCCAGACCACCCCAAACUCAACCCCCAUCUCCGUGCGACAGGUGGUCCCUGCUGCUCCCCAAAUCUACCGUUAUGCAUCCUUCACAGCUCCAGCCCAACCCCAGACAAAACCUUCCAUUGUCCAAGCUGGCCCCCAAACCACGAUCCAGACCCAGCCACGGCCAUCUGUAGUCCAAAACGGUCCUGUGGUGAGGACCAUGCCCCAGCAAGUGGUGCCGAAGGCCGCGGAGGAAGAGAGCUGGCACUGGAUCCUCACGAUCGCAAAGCCGGAUGCCCCAAAGCCGGGGCCAACAGAGGAGGAGGUGAAAGAGGCCAGCGAGUGGAUUGUCAAUCUCACACGACCGGCCCGUGGUGCGAUUGCUGCCCAUUGA
Messenger RNA from Symbiodinium sp. CCMP2592, 648 nucleotides. The record is from the annotation of a GenBank genome assembly. Lineage: Eukaryota; Dinophyceae; Suessiales; Symbiodiniaceae.